This is a messenger RNA of Callorhinchus milii (elephant shark), 5514 nucleotides long. It is a transcript of the gene shank3a, whose product is annotated as SH3 and multiple ankyrin repeat domains 3a. NCBI's taxonomy places the organism in Eukaryota, Metazoa, Chordata, Chondrichthyes, Chimaeriformes, Callorhinchidae. Gene Ontology annotation, molecular function: ionotropic glutamate receptor binding; synaptic receptor adaptor activity. Gene Ontology annotation, cellular component: dendritic spine; postsynaptic density; postsynaptic membrane. The coding region runs from base 88 to 5478 and encodes 1796 amino acids. The transcript is spliced from 23 exons. The record is from RefSeq and is a predicted model, not a curated record.
GAGGGGGCUGUGCACAUGCUGGACUGUCUCUCGUGUCUCCCCCAGUGACAGUGCUGUGAGCCGGGCUGGCUGGCAAGUGUAUGGAGCAUGCCUGUGAGUGCGAGCGGCGGCUGGCGAUGCAGUGUCGGCGGCGGGGAGAGCUGGGAGAGCAGCCGGGAUCAGAGCAGCGGCAGCGGCAGCAGCCACAUGGACAACCCGGCCCCCAGCACCAUCGUCAUCCGUGUGGGCAUCCCUGAUCUCCAGCAGACGAAAUGUAUGCGGUUUAACCUGGAUGCUCCGGUCUGGGUGUCCAAACAGCGCAUCCUGUGCACCCUCAACCACACCCUGAAGGACGUCCUCAACUACGGCCUCUUCCAGCCCGCGUUCAAUGGCCGAGCUGGGAAGUUCCUGGACGAGGAGCGCCUCCUGCGAGAGUACCCCACUCCCCCAGACACCCCCGUGCCCUACUUAGAGUUCCGGUAUAAGAAGCGAGUGUACAGUCAGAGCUACGUGGAUGAGAAACAACUAGCCAAAUUGCAUACCAAGGCGAAUCUGAAGAAAUUUAUGGAGAACAUUCAGCUUUAUAACUUCGAGAAAGUUUCCAAGAUGCUGGAGAAAGGGCUGGACCCCAACUACCACGACCCGGACACGGGAGAAUGCCCUCUGACUGCGGCUGCCCAGCUGGUGAACAAUGCUGACAUCAUCAAGGUGCUGCGCAAUGGUGGAGCUCAUCUGGACUUCAGGACGAGGGACGGGCUGACGGCACUUCACAAGGCAGCGCGUUGUCGCAACCACACGGCCCUGAUAACGCUGCUGGACCUGGGAGCAUCUCCGGAUUACAAGGACAGCCGGGGCCUGACACCACUGUACCACAGCGCCAUGGUGGGUGGUGAUCCCUACUGCUGUGAGCUCAUCCUCCACGACCAUGCCACUGUGGGCUGCAUGGAUGAAAAUGGCUGGCAGGAAAUCCACCAAGCCUGUCGUUACGGACACGUGCAGCAGUUGGAGCAUUUGCUGUUCUAUGGGGCAGACAUGGGGGCUCAAAAUGCCUCGGGCAACACUGCAUUGCACAUCUGUGCCCUCUACAACCAGGACAGCUGUGCAAGGGUGUUGCUUUUCCGAGGGGCUGACAAGGAGAUUAAGAACUACAACAGUCAGUCGGCAUUCCAGGUUGCUAUUAUUGCUGGGAACUUUGAGCUGGCUGAGAUCAUCAAACAUCACAAGCAAGCCGAUGUUGUGCCUUUCAGGGAGACCCCGACAUACACCAACAGGAGACGGAGCGCAGGAAGCACCCUGUCAUCGCCCCGCACCUUGCUACGAUCCACCAGUGACAACAACAUCAACGAGCUGCAGGAGCGAUCAGCGCAUUCGCCAGUUCUGUCGCUCCGCAGCCUGCCGCCACAGCUACUGGUGCAUAUGCAGGAGAGCGUGGAAGGGGGGCCACAGAGUGCAGGCAGCUCCCACAGCUCCCACAGCCGCUCGCCCUCCCUCCAGUGUGUCCAGGAGGAGAUUGAGGCCGACAGCUCCACUCUGCGCAGGCAGACCAAGGCCAGGUUCAGCCCGAGCGGGGUGACCGCUGAGCCCCCACAGCACCCGCCUCACCGGGGGCCCAAACGCAAACUGUACAGCGCCGUGCCCGGGCGCACCUUCAUCGUAGUGAAGCCCUACCUGCCGCAAGGAGAGGCCGAGAUCCCGCUUCACAGGGGAGAGCGUGUCAAAGGUGUUCAGUCUCAUGUUCAAGUGCUCAGUAUUGGUGAGGGUGGAUUCUGGGAAGGUACGGUGAAAGGCCGGACGGGCUGGUUUGCAGCAGAAUGUGUGGAGGAGGUGCAGAUGAGGCAGUAUGACAGCCGGCAAGAAACACGAGAGGAUCGAACCAAACGGCUCUUCAGGCACUACACUGUCGGCUCGUAUGACAACUUUUCAUCUCACAGUGACUAUGUCAUCGAGGAAAAGACAGCCAUGCUGCAGAAGAAGGAGAAUGAGGGGUUCGGGUUUGUGCUGCGAGGAGCCAAAGCCGAGACGCCCAUUGAGGAGUUCACCCCGACCCCAGCUUUCCCAGCGCUGCAGUACCUGGAGUCUGUGGAUGUGGAGGGCGUGGCCUGGAAAGCUGGACUGCGGACUGGCGACUUCCUGAUCGAGGUGAACAGCAAUAAUGUGGUGAAGGUCGGCCACAAGCAGGUGGUCUCGAUGAUUCGCCAGGGGGGCAACCACCUAGUGAUGAAGGUGGUGACCGUCAGCCGCAAGCUGGAGCUGGAGGAAGGCCUGAGGAAGAAAGCUCCUCCACCCCCAAAGAGAGCGCCCAGCACCACCCUGACCCUGCGAUCCAAGUCCAUGACCGCUGAGCUGGAGGAGCUAGCCUCUGUACGGAGGAGAAAAACUGAAAAGCUGGAUGAGAUCCUGGCGGCGGCCGAUCGCUCGGCCAGGCCGGAGAACGUGGCAGCCGAUUCACGAGCAGCGACCGUCAAACAGCGACCCACCAGCAGGCGCAUCACCUCAGCCGAGAUUAGCUCACUGUUCGAGCGCCAGGGAAUGGCUUCAAAAUCAACAUCACCAACUAUCCCAGAGAAACCACACAUCCCAGUUCCUAAAGUAAUGUCCCGGACAAAAUCCAUAGGUGCCUCUGAGGAUGAUAGACUGUCGGUAGCUGCAGCUGAGGGGCGUUUCCUGCGCAGCUCAUCAAUGCAGGAUACCCUGCGAGAGGGGCUGGGGAUUCCCCCUCCUCCCCAGAUAGCCCCCCCGCCACCACCCUCCACCUACCUGCUGGACACGGGACCCCCACCUCCGUUCUCCCCGCCACCCCCCCCAGGACGGUCAUACGACAACGUGCGAUCCAGCUUUAAACCCAACACAGAGGCCAAGGUCCACGGGGCUCAGGCGCUGGUCAGCACGGCAGAGGUGUACGAACCGGCCAAGACCACUCUGGCCCCGGUGGAGAGGCAGAGGAGAGCUCGCUCCAUGAUCAUUCUCCAGGACUCCUCCUAUUACCCUGUGGAGGCUGCGGACAUCCCCCGGCCCAGCCCCUCCCCCACCCCUCAGGAGAAGAGCAAAAGGAAAGCCAAGAUUGUAGAUAACCCCUACGCCAACGUCGGCCAGUUCAGCGUUGGCCUCUUCGCCCCAGCAAAGCCACUGCGUAAGAAGAGCCCCCUGGUCAAGCAGGUCAAGGUGGAGGACGCUGUGGAGAGAGCAUCAACCAUCUCCGCCAGCGCCAGUGCCAAGGAAUCACUGCUGGCGAGCGCCAAGUGGAUCGCGCAGUACACCGGCAAGGAGUAUGAGCUGUUGCAGAGAGAGGAGGCCAGGAGGCUGCUGGAGGAGGAGCAGGCUGCGGGCAGCCCCUUCGCGGACGCCAUCGCUGGCGCUGUGCGAGACCGGGAGAAAAGACUGGAGGAGAAGAGGAAAUCCACCAUCUUCCUCUCGGUGGGCGCCAUCGAGAGCACAGCACCACCCAGCACGCCAGCCCUGCAGCAGUCCCGCUCGGUGGACGAGAGGCUCCUGAGCAGCAGCGAGGGCUCACGCUCGCCCAUCCCCUCGCUUCGGCCGCCCCAGAGCAUCCCCAUCACCUUCAUCCACCCGCUGACCGGCAAACCCCUGGACCCCAACUCACCCCUGGCACUUGCGCUGGCCGCGAGGCAGCAGGCGCUGGUGGCUGAGACUAAACAACAGCUGGUGGGCGAGGGCAGCGAAGCCCUCAGGUCCCUAGACAGGACCACCCCCCUCUUCACUGAGCUACAGGGCAAAGAGGCCAAGAGGCCAGAGGCAGGGGGGCUCACCUCACCCCCCUUCUCACCAGAGGGACAAAGUGGCUACAGCCUGAUCACCGGGCCGGCCGGCACCAAGCACCAGAGAGCAGCUGUAAGCACCCUGAGGAGAGAGGCCGAGAAGCUUCAGAGAGAGGAGAAGAAGGUGGAAGAUAGGAAGAGUUUGCUCAUUAACAUCGUGGACACUUCACAGCAGAAAACAGCAGGGCUGGUCAUGGUCCACGCCACCAGUAAUGGCCAACAGGCAGAACUUCAAGACAUUGCGCCAGCGCCUGUGAGCGCCUUGAAGCCAUCACCACCAUCGCCUCAGCUGCUCGCAGCCGACAACCAAACGUCCCCAUCACCAGCCACUGUGUCCGAGCCCCCCACUCCCCCAGUGCCCACAAAGACACAAGCCCAGGGCAGCUCUGAUGAGGACGUGGAGCCGUACAAUGUCUCGCUGCCUCCGCCUCUCUCCUCCAGCGAUGAAGAGACCCGGGAGGAACUGGCCAAAAUAGGAGUGGUGCCACCUCCCAAUGAGUUUGCCAAUGGCCUGUUCUGCCCUGUGCUGGCUGUGCUCAGUGCUGCCCCCUGUGCUGGACCUCGCACUCUAACCCCCUCCGCCACUGCAAUGCCCCCCUCAGGGAAGCCACCGCCCGCCCCAGGCUCCGAGACCACCGAAGCCAACGUGGACUCGGGUGUGGAGGAGAUCGAGACCCGAAGCUGCAGCGACCACCACCUGGAGACCACAAGCACCGUGUCCACAGUCUCCAGCAUGUCUACGCUGUCCUCGGAGAGCGGAGAGCCCCUCGACACCUACACCUCCUUCGCCGACGGACAGACCUUUAUCCUCGAGAAGCCUCCAGUGCCUCCAAAACCAAAGUUGAAGUCCCAACUCAACAGAGGAGCAGUCACAUUCAGGGACCCUCUCUUGAAGCAGACCUCAGACAGUGAGCUUGUUGCCCAACAUCACACGUCCGCGCUGCUCCCCGGCGUCGGGCGGUCUCGCUACCUCAUGCAGAGAAAGUCCAAGCUAUGGGGAGAUCCCAUCGAGCCGCGGCCCCCUCAGAUGGCCGAGGGCAGCAAACGUACUGUAAUCAGCGAGCUGAGCUCCAGGCUUCAGCAGUUAUCCAAGGACACUCACUCACUCGGGGACGAGCCCAUCGGGACUACACUAGAUACAGGAAGGAAGUCACCGGUGGUCACAUCACGACUUUUCAGUAGUUUAGGGGAACUCAACACCAUCUCCCAGCGGACAUUCGGGGCGACCUUCACCAUCCGCCCAGGAACCAGGCACCCGGUCAGCCGGCGGACUCCCAGCCCCGGCAAAGCCACACUGGAAACAAGGACAGAGCUGGUCAGCUCCCCCCGGCCCCCCACCCUGCCCAGCCCCACCCAGACACCCCCCACCAUCCUCAAAUCCUCCAGCCUCAACAUCCCCCACGAGCCCAAGGAAGUGCGCUUUGUGAUGCGCAGCUGCAGUGCCCGGAGCCGCUCGCCCUCGCCCUCGGGAGCCCCCAUGCAUUCCUUGCUGCCCCCUAAACCCUUCUGUCAGAAGCCUGUGGCCAUGUGGAACAAGUACGAUGUGGCCGACUGGCUGGACAACCUGAACCUGUCCGAGCACAGGGACAGCUUCCUCCACAACGAGAUUGAGGGCUCCCAUCUGCCCGCUUUGACCAAGGAGGACUUUGUGGAGUUGGGAGUCACACGGGUCGGGCACAGGAUGAACAUGGAGCGGGCACUGAAGCGUCUAUUGGAGAGUUAGCUCACCCCGGGGGAGGGGGGAGGGAGGGGGUAAUCU